UCAAAAUCUGGAAUGUUAACAACAAACCAAUUCAAUCAUUCAUUAUUUUAGUAAUUUUUCAAUCAAACUUCAUCAAAACCCAGUCAACGCCUUCCUCCAAACCCAGCUAAAAGUUUCACAAAAUACAUUCUUGAACCAUUUCUCAGAUACCCAUUUCAGAAAUCUUCAUGGUUUUAGAAACAUGUUUGAAUCCAGACCAAGAAUUGUGUUAAGCUUCCUAGUCCUGGUUUACUUAUUCUCAGUUCCAUUACCAGUUGAGUCCCAAUGCAAGAAAGGUUGUGAUUUAGCUUUAGGUUCAUUCUAUGUAUGGAGGGGUUCAAAUCUCCCUUUAAUCUCACGGAUGUUCUCCACCAGUAUACCUGAUAUUGUAGCUUACAACAACAAGGUCAAUAUCCCUAAUCAAUUUAGUGUCAUAGCUGGGACAAGAAUUAACAUACCCUUUCGUUGUGAUUGCUUGGACGACGAGGUAUUGGGACAUUCUUUUCCGUACAAGGUUAAACCCCGCGAUACUUAUGAUCUGAUCGCGAGGAACUACUCCGAUGUUACGACUGUGGAUUUGUUGAAGAGGUUUAAUAGCUAUCCUGAGAAUAAUAUCCCUGAUAAUGUGAACUUAAGCGUGGUAGUGAAUUGCUACUGUGGGAAUAGUGAUGUUUCCAAAGAUUAUGGCCUGUUUGUUACAUACCCUUUGAGGGCUGAGGAGAACCUGACGUACGUGGCGUCCACGGCUAAUGUGAGUGCUAAUAUAAUCAGAAGGUAUAAUCCAGAGGCAAAUUUCAGUUCAGGGAAAGGGAUCAUCUUUAUACCGGGAAAAGCUAGUUGAUCGGCAGCAUGGACA
Messenger RNA from Lycium ferocissimum, 835 nucleotides. RefSeq names its product lysM domain receptor-like kinase 3. The record is from RefSeq and is a predicted model, not a curated record. Bases 182 to 820 code for a protein of 212 amino acids. The transcript has 2 exons. NCBI's taxonomy places the organism in Eukaryota, Viridiplantae, Streptophyta, Magnoliopsida, Solanales, Solanaceae. Gene Ontology annotation, molecular function: transmembrane receptor protein kinase activity. Gene Ontology annotation, biological process: innate immune response.